This is a messenger RNA of Cannabis sativa, 2749 nucleotides long. RefSeq lists its product as uncharacterized. The record is from RefSeq and is a predicted model, not a curated record. The transcript is spliced from 2 exons. The coding region runs from base 87 to 2717 and encodes 876 amino acids. Lineage: Eukaryota; Viridiplantae; Streptophyta; Magnoliopsida; Rosales; Cannabaceae.
AAUUCAUAAAAUUUUAAGUUAGUGAUGCUUAUUGAGUCUCUAUUUUUGUUAAAUAUAUUUAUAAUGUUGAAAAUUAGGAGGUAAACAUGGAUCGUCGUUGGAUCAACAAUCCAGAUAGGCUGUCAUUAGAAUAUGCUACUGGUAUUACUGAAUUCAUAGAUAUAGCAAAGCAAUUUGUUGAUUCUAAAGGGAAUGUGCUAUGUCCUUGUUGUCGAUGCGUAAACAAGCAAUCACAAUCUAUGCGGGUGAUCAAGCUGCACUUGAUUACUCAUGGUUUUCUAUGUACUUACACUAAAUGGUACCACCAUGGUGAGCAACUAGAGGAAGUACAAAAUAAAGAGUUAUUUGAUAGUGAGGAAGUUGAUAAUGAAAAUGACAAUUUAGCUAGAGGUCUACAUGAUGCUAUUGGUGGUGAGUACUUUGACAUUGGUCCAACUAGUGAUUUCACUAAUACUAAAUUCCAACAUAAUGGGGGUGACAAGUAUGAUGCAUUAUUCGAGUCUCUUCAGAAGCCUUUAUAUGAAAAUUGUAAAAACUUUUCUGUCUUAAGUGCUGUUGUAAAGUUGAUGAAUGUGAAGGUGCUUAACAAAUUGACUGAUAAAGCAUUCGAUGACCUUCUAAAGUGUUUGAAAGAUAUAUUACCUGAUGGCAAUCAUUUCCCGGAUGACUAUUACCAGACAAGGAAGCUUCUUUGUGAAGUAGGAUUAGGGUAUGAGCAAAUUGAUGUUUGCCAAUAUGAUUGUGCAUUAUUCUAUGGUGAGCAUGCAAAUGCCUUGUUCUGUCCUAUAUGCAAUACUAGUCGUUAUGUUCGAAACAAAAUCCCACAUAAACGAUUAAGAUGGUUUCCAAUAAAAGAUAGACUUAAGCGAUUAUUUAGUUCUAAGCAUACUUCUAAGGAUAUGCGUUGGCAUAAAGAGGUACGCAAAGAAGAAGAUGGAAUAUUGCGUCAUCCUGCUGAUGGUUUGGCUUGGAAGCAUUUUGAUGAAGUAUAUCCUGAGUUUGCAGUAGAUUCAAGGAGUGUACGAAUGGGUUUGGCAUCCGAUGGAUUUAACCCUUUUUCAAACAUGACAUCAACCUAUAGUUUGUGGCCAGUAAUAUUAAUUCCAUAUAACAUGCCCCCUUGGGCUAGCACAAAUGGAACAAACUAUCUCAUGUCAUUAUUAAUACCAGGUCCAAAAUCACCUGGAAAAGAUUAUGAUGUGUUCUUAAAGCCGCUCAUUGAAGAGCUUAAAGAACUAUGGGAGGGUGUCGAGGCGUAUGAUUCAUAUGAGAAAUGUUCAUUUAGACUUCAAGUUGCAGUCUUGUGGACAAUUAGUGAUUUUCCAGCUUACGCGUAUUUGUCGGGGUGGAGCACUGCAGGUAAAUUAGCAUGCCCUGUGUGUUUAGGAGAUACACGAUAUAGAAGAAUAACUUACAAACAAUGUUUCAUGGGACAUCGUUGUUAUCUAAAUAUAAACCAUUCUUGGCGAAAGAGUAAAGAAUAUGAUGGAUCUACUGAAUUACGUGGCCCCCCUAGAGAUUUUACAGGUGAUGACAUUUUACGGCAGCUGGAUGAGGUUCCUAUUCGCACAUCUGGUAAGGCACCAAGUAAUUCCUCUAGAAAACGUAAGCGUGGAGAGAAUGAGCUAAAUUGGUGUAAAAAGAGUGUAUUGUUUGAGUUGCCAUAUUGGUCAAAACUCUUAUUACGUCACAAUCUUGAUGUGAUGCACAUAGAGAAAAAUGUUUGCGAUAACAUUAUUGGUACACUUUUAGAUAUUGAAGGUAAAUCUAAAGACAAUUUGAAAGCUCGUAAAGACUUAGAAAUCUUGAAGAUUCGUGAAGAGCUUUGGCUAAAGAAGUCAUCUUCUAACAAGUUUGAAAAACCUCAUGCUAGCUAUACUUUGACGAAAGAAGAAUGUAAGGAAUUUUGUCAAUUCAUUCAAACUGUUAGAUUGCCAUAUGGAUAUGCCUCAAAUAUAAGUCGAUGUGUAACAGAUAACGACAAAUUAGCUGGAAUGAAAACUCAUGAUUGUCAUGUUUUACUUCAUAAGAUAUUACCAGUUGCAUUACUUCCUUUUCUAACGAAGACUAUUCGUGGUACUUUGAUUGAAUUAUGUCAAUUCUUUCAAAAAAUUUGUGCAAAAACUAUACGAACUUGUGACAUUGAAGAAUUUAAUGGAGGAAUCGUAAUAAUCUUAUGCAAGUUGGAGAAGAUAUUUCCCCCUUCAUUUUUCACUAUAAUGGUUCAUCUCUGUGUCCACCUGCCAAAUCAAGUGUUAUUAGGUGGUCCCAUUGCUUCCAGAUGGAUGUUUGGAACCGAAUGCCAUAUGGGUUUGUAUAAGCGAUAUGUGAGGAAUAUGGCACGACCUGAUGGUUCAAUUGCUGAAGCCUUUGUUGUAGAUGAAGCUGUAACUUUCUUGUCAAUAUAUGUAUCAAACAUAGAGACAAGACUUACAAGGCCAGAGCGUAAUUGGGAUUUACCUUCUACAAAUCAUACUUUGGAUGUUUUCAAUUCCAAUGUUCGCCCAUUAGGUGCAUCAUCCGUCGAGUUAUUACAAAAUUGGAGAAAAGUUAUUCAAUGGUAUAUAUUGAAUAAUUCUAUCAAUGAUAUUCAAGAUUAUCUUGAUGAACAUCGAAAAUUGUUGGAACAAAGAGGUCUUUCAGAAUUAGAAGUUGCAAAUCACCAAAAAGAAGAAUUCUUGUCUUGGUUUAAGACAAAGGUGAGAGACUGUCAUUGAUGAUUUCUUACUUAUUUCUUGUUAUUUUUGUU